Molecule: messenger RNA, 660 nt
Organism: Motacilla alba alba
Lineage: Eukaryota; Metazoa; Chordata; Aves; Passeriformes; Motacillidae
Product: vegetative cell wall protein gp1-like
Exons: 3
Coding region: 58-660 (200 amino acids)
Source: RefSeq, a predicted model, not a curated record
UAAAGGUGCUCCUCACCUGCUGCAGCCUCACCCAGCGCUGCCCAGAGCGAGAGGAAGAUGAAGGUGGCUGUGCUCAGCGUGGCCCUGCUCUUCUCCAUCCUGCUGUGCCCCCCGGCACAGGCCAAGGCACUCCUGGAAGGAACCCAAGAUGAUCUCCGGGAGUUGGAUUUAGACAAUGUUGCGGUCCUGGAGACGCCUCUGGUGGGUACCACGAGUUCUGCCGGUGUCAGACCCUCCCCUUGCCUGGCCACCCCAGCCCAGGCCAUCCCAGUUGGUCCCAGCACAGCCCAGUGCAGCCCUGCUGACAGCCCAGACAACGCCCUGCCCCAGGGCUGCUACCCAGGGAAGCCUUUGCCCAGGGCCCCUGCUGCAUUCCCAUCCCUGUCACCCCAGGAGCCCCUGGAUGAGCCAGGACACAGCCCCUGCCCCAGCUGUGCCUCCUGGCCAGGAGCCCUGUGCUUCUGGGCAGGAGCACAGCAGCUCCUGCACCCCAUUGCUCCCGCAGCCCCUUCCCCAAGGCCCCCCCUGCUCUCCCCUGCCUCCCAGACCCACAGUGUGUCUCUAAUGCUGCCUUUAUUCCCAGUCCACUCUGCAUUAAGUGUAGAAACAGGUGUGUUGUUUUCUGGGGCAGCAGGACCCACCUGCCCCAUGACGAGGUGA